This is a messenger RNA of Anolis carolinensis (green anole), 5363 nucleotides long. It is a transcript of the gene kcnc1, whose product is annotated as potassium voltage-gated channel subfamily C member 1. Gene Ontology annotation, biological process: potassium ion transmembrane transport; protein homooligomerization. The record is from RefSeq and is a predicted model, not a curated record. Gene Ontology annotation, molecular function: protein binding; delayed rectifier potassium channel activity. The transcript has 4 exons. Bases 1444 to 3273 code for a protein of 609 amino acids. Gene Ontology annotation, cellular component: dendrite membrane; postsynaptic membrane; axon terminus. NCBI's taxonomy places the organism in Eukaryota, Metazoa, Chordata, Lepidosauria, Squamata, Anolidae.
GAGCGGCCAAGAGCGGCGAGACCAUUGGCGGCGGCGGCAUCUUCUCUGGCACCCAGCCUUCAGCGCCACCUGCGAGAUCGCUUGGGCGAGUGGGAAGGUCGGGGGAGCAGAGAGAGAGAGAGAGAGAGAGAUUGAGGGAGGUUGAGGGAGAUUGAGGGAGGGAGGGAGGCGCGCUUGGUCUUCGGCUCCCAGCAGCACAGCCCACCUGAGGCUUCAGCCGGAGCCACCCUGAACCCGGCUUGGAGGGAGACUCGGCGACCCCAGCACCCCCGUCACCCCAUCACCCAGUUUGGGAGGCCAAGCGCGGCUCCAGCCCAGCCCAGCCCUCUCCUCUCCUUCCCGCUCUCGCCUCGAUCCAGAAGAGCCUCGCCUUGCGGAGCGGGGCUGGAGCGCUGUCCACUUCAGCACCACGCUUCCCGGCCUCGUUGCCUCUUCCGAGGCGGGCGGAGGCGGGUCCCAAGGGCGCCUUUGGGGUUGCCGCCAAGGGCGACCGUCCCGGAGGACGCCGACCGAGACACCCAAAGGACGGACGGACGGACGGGAGGAAAGAAGGAAGGAAGAAAAGAAGGCUCCACGCCCGACAGGUUUCCUGGCUCUUUUGUUUGCAGCAGAGAGAGAGAGAGAGAGAGAGAGCACGAGGCGGGAUCUUUCCCCGCUUUGCUGGCGGUCUUGGCUUUGUCCUCCCCAUCGCUCCUUCCUUAGGUGACUUGGAUGUCCUAUACUUGUUGAUUUUCUUCCCCGCCUGUGAAAAAUCGACCUAAACCUUUAGGAUUUCUACGUGUUGAGCACUGCCUGGCAGUCGCCCCUGCCUCUAGGACGGAAGUACAGCAUCUUCAAGAGCAUCUACUUGCUGCAGCUGGGCGUUUGGUCUGGGCCCUUCUUCUUCCCACCAUAUUUACAUCUCUGUGUUGCGUGGCCUGGUGCUUGCAAACCCAACUCCCCCAAAGAUCUUCUUGCAGGAGCCUACCGCCAGUCAUUUCCUUGGUAGGUCUGUGUGCCACUAGAUUAACAGGUAUCAAUGGCCAUGUUUCACCAAGGAAGCCAGCUCCCUUUCUCCUUGCUCAGACUUAAUUAACCUCCCCUUCCUUUGCAGACAGGACCUAUAUUUUCAGUAAAUUCCCCCCUUCCCCUUCUGUGGGUUUUUUUUAAAAAGUAUAUCCCUACAAGACUGGGUUGUCCUUGUGGUUGCUUCCACCUCUAUGAUUCUAUGACUUGUAUGAUGUGUAAUGACAUGUAUUUUUUCCAACUAUCUGCCAUCAAUAACUUUCACUAAUACUUUGGCUUUUCCGCCUCAAGAAGCUGGUUCUUGCCUUCAAUGGUGGGUGCUUCUUGCCCCCUCUAGAUACCAAUCAAGGCACUUAUUGAUUUCAGACAUCUCCUUAUGUGCCUGUUGUGUGCUGUGCUUGUUUGGAUGAGUCCACGACAUGCCUAAUAAGAGACGAGAUGGGCCAGGGCGAUGAAAGCGAUCGCAUUGUGAUCAACGUGGGAGGGACUAGGCACCAGACUUACCGCAGCACCUUACGCACCUUGCCCGGCACCCGCUUGGCCUGGAUCGCGGAGCCCGACGCCCACAGUCACUUUGACUAUGACCCUCGUACCGACGAGUUCUUCUUUGACCGGCACCCAGGAGUCUUUGCCCAUAUUCUGAACUACUACCGCACAGGUAAGCUGCAUUGCCCAGCUGAUGUCUGUGGACCUCUCUAUGAGGAGGAGCUGGCCUUCUGGGGCAUCGAUGAAACCGAUGUGGAGCCCUGUUGUUGGAUGACCUACCGGCAGCACCGUGAUGCUGAAGAGGCCCUUGACAGUUUUGGCGGGGCCCCUCUGGAUUGCAGCGCAGAUGAUGGAGAUGCGGAUGGCACUGGAGACUCAGGGGAUGGUGAAGAGGAGCUGGAGAUGACAAAACGCCUGGCACUCAGUGACUCUCCAGAUGGAAGGCCUGGGGGCUUCUGGAAGAGAUGGCAGCCCCGUAUCUGGGCACUCUUUGAGGACCCCUAUUCCUCCAGAUAUGCAAGGUAUAUCGCAUUCGCAUCCCUUUUCUUCAUUCUGGUAUCCAUCACUACCUUCUGCCUUGAAACCCAUGAGAGAUUUAAUCCUAUUGUCAACAAGACAGAGACGGAAACUAUUGGGAAUGACACCCACGUGCGCAUCUACCAGGAAGCAGAGACUGAGGCCUUUCUGACCUACAUUGAAGGAGUUUGUGUGGUUUGGUUUACUUUUGAAUUCCUAAUGAGGAUCAUUUUCUGCCCAAACAAGGUGGAAUUUAUCAAAAAUACCUUGAACAUCAUUGACUUUGUGGCCAUUCUGCCUUUCUAUCUGGAGGUUGGACUAAGUGGCCUGUCUUCCAAAGCUGCUAAGGAUGUCUUGGGCUUCCUGCGGGUUGUUCGGUUUGUGCGAAUCCUGCGAAUUUUCAAGCUGACCCGCCACUUUGUAGGGCUGCGGGUCUUGGGUCAUACCCUACGUGCCAGCACAAAUGAAUUUUUGCUGCUCAUCAUCUUCUUGGCAUUGGGCGUCCUGAUUUUUGCCACAAUGAUCUACUAUGCCGAGAGAAUAGGUGCUAAACCCAAUGAUCCUAGUGCCAGUGAACACACACACUUUAAAAAUAUCCCCAUUGGCUUCUGGUGGGCUGUUGUCACCAUGACGACCCUGGGCUAUGGAGACAUGUUUCCUCAGACUUGGUCGGGCAUGCUGGUGGGGGCCCUGUGUGCUCUUGCUGGCGUGCUGACCAUUGCCAUGCCUGUACCCGUCAUUGUGAACAAUUUCGGAAUGUAUUACUCCUUAGCUAUGGCUAAGCAGAAGCUACCAAAGAAAAAAAAGAAGCAUAUCCCACGGCCGCCCCAGCUGGGAUCCCCCAAUUAUUGUAAAUCUGUCAUAAACUCUCCACAUCACAGUACUCAGAGCGACACAUGCCCACUCGCCCAAGAAGAAAUGUUAGAAAUUAACAGAGCAGAUUCGAAACUGAAUGGGGAAGUGGCCAAGGCGGCGCUGGCAAAUGAAGACUGUCCCCACAUAGACCAGACUAUGUCACCCGAGGAAGGCCUGCCCUUUACCCGUUCUGGCACUCGGGAGAAAUAUGGACCUUGCUUCCUCUUAUCAACCGGGGAAUAUCCCUGCCCGCCUGAUGGAGGAAUAAGAAAGGGUUAUGAAAUGUCAAGGAGCCUUAACAGCAUAGCUGGCAUAAGUGGAAAAGCAGUAGAGUUAUCCUCAAAGCCUGCACCCUACACCUCUCCCAGCCUAAUGAGACAUGCUUGGUCUACAAUCCCAUCAAUUUUGUAGCAUGGAUCAGUAGCAGAGAAUGGUCUAGAUUAACUUUAUAACACUAAUCUUUUAAAUUAGACAAGUAGAGAUCAAAAAGAAAGAAAAAAAGGAAAGCAAUUCUUUCUAAUUAGUCUGAGCAGUACCAUGUAUGAAGACAUGGUCAUGUUUGAAGAUGCCAUGUCUCUCAGUAGCAUCUCAUGAGAACAGCGUUACUACACGUUAGUAACACUUAUCAUUGAAACAUUCUUGGUCAGUGGGGCUGAGAUGACACUGAGUGGGGCUUUAGGAGCUUUGGUGGGCCAUAACACUGCAUGAUAUUGGUACAUAAGACAAUGAGGUGGAUGCACCAUGUAGUUUCUUCCCACCGGUGUACCAUGUUGAUAUGUGCUUUUCUUGGCUUAUGGUGGAUCCACUGGCUCUUAUGGAAUGGUUAAGCAGCAUUUAGUCCAAUGCAGAAAUUUGCCAACGGUUGAAGAUUUUGCUUUUCUCAGGAUAUUUUUGAGCCAUAGGAACCCUGCAGGAAUUUGAGCAAAACACACGCAGUAGGAUGAAAACUUUGCAUGGGCGCCUAUUCUAUGUUGAAAGCAAUAAGAUACACUGUAGAGAGGUCUCUGGCUGGCUGGCUGCAUGGGAAAAAGUACUGGCGGAGAAGAAAACUGGCUGCCUCUGCAUGUAGCUCUUUCUACCUUAGCCCUCCUUCUUUUAAACACACCCAGCUUGGUUUGAAAAGCUCAGGAGAGAAGCUCAAGUAUUGAUUAUAUUCUUUACAUGCAGAUCUUUGCAAAGAAAGUCCUGUCAUUGCUAAAUAUAUGCCAACAGAGGCAGUCAAAGUGACUUGACAUGGAGAGAACGAGAUGGACAAUGAUGGCUUAUAAACGUCUGGGUGGAACUGUGCGGGCUUAGAAGACCUCUUCACUUGGACCAAUGUAAUCUCACUCCAUGCAAGUUUGCAGGACGGUUCUAUGUGGUUUCAGAGAUAUAAAGUAGAUUUGCAGGCUUUUUCUAUGGCCAAAAUGUAACAAACGGUAGAAAUUUGUUGUUGUUGUUCCAUAGCAUGAAUUGCAUGAAAAAAACAAACCAACUCUGCAAUUGUAUGAGUAACUUUAAAGCAGUGCGGGUGGGCGGGGAGGGAAAGACAAAGUGAUAUAUUUUCUUUCAGAGCUCUUUACUUUUACAUACAUUGUUGUAGCCAAACUGUAAAAAUGGUCUAAAAAGCGUACAUUCCUUUGCUAUGGAUUGCUUCUUUUUGUAUACAAACUUUAAAAAAGAGUGAAUGGUUUUAAAAGUGCAAUUGGGCGGUCAUAUUGACCAUGCCUUCAUAAAUUCAUGACAGUGACAUGAAAAUCAAGAACUUUUCAUUGAACUAGAGUUGUGUAAAAUGUACAAACAAUCUUCUUUUCCUGUCUGUUUUUGUUGGCAUGCUUGUGAAACCUGGGACUAAUUCUCAGACCUGACGGUAACAGCUGGCCUAGAUUAAUUUUCCAGCUCUGGUUAUGUUGUACUUUAUUGGUGUAUAGAUCCAAUGUGAAGACUCUUCAUGACAAAUUGUUCAUACUAAGUAAUCAGUAAAUGAAUUUUAAACAUUGAAAAAAUGCUUUUUAAAAAACAACAACAACAACAACCUGGGACUUACAGUAUACAAAUCAGGAGACAGCUCAAAUACAAAUUUGUCUCAGAGUUUAAGAAACAAGGCAACGGCAUUGUAUGCAAUUUAGAACUUCUGCGUAAAAUGCAUGCACAGUGUUAUGCAACAUAAUUCUAGCAUGAAAUAAAUUUUGUAUCAUGGUUUCAAUGCCUGCUGUAUAGUGUAAAUCAGAAUUCUUUUAUAAAAUGAUCAGAGGUUCCCAACUUCUGAUAAUGUGAAUAAAUACAAGACUCCCAGUGGACAUAUGAAAGACAAGUGACUUGGUUUUGAUUUGCUUCAAAAAUGAAAAAAAAAUGGUGGGUAUGCAAUCAAGUGAGCUCUCCCCUUGGUCCUGGAUACAGCUCAUAUCUUCAGUCUUCACAACACUAAUAAAUAAAACAAAUGGAAGAUAAAACUAAAAAAAGUUUUGUCAGUCUCCUGUUCUUUUCCCUUUCAAUAAUAAACAGUUCUUUUUUCACUUGAA